Messenger RNA from Belonocnema kinseyi, 1216 nucleotides. RefSeq lists its product as uncharacterized. The coding region runs from base 212 to 1192 and encodes 326 amino acids. NCBI's taxonomy places the organism in Eukaryota, Metazoa, Arthropoda, Insecta, Hymenoptera, Cynipidae. The record is from RefSeq and is a predicted model, not a curated record. The transcript has 4 exons.
CAACUUAGACAGGAUACAUUUUGAAUGUAAUCAACAUAUCUUCGCGAUUAGGGGAUUUACAUUAAGCUUGUUUCUCUGAGUAGAAACUCUGUCAUCCUCAAAUUUCAAAAGUCAAAGCACAGAGUGAUUUCAAUAUCGAGUGAAAAAAGGUCUUUGAAGUUUAAAAAAGACUUCGAAAGAAAAUGAAGAGGCAGCAGAAGCGCUAUUGCGAAUGUUGAAGACAGAAAGAACAAGCAAGAAACCAGCUAGUAUUGUGAAUUUUUUCAAAAAACAAUCAUUAUCAAACACUGACACUUCCUUCCACAAAAAAUCUAUUCCUUCUAAUGCUGGUGCAGACGUUAGUUUGGUUGAGGGAAGUCCAUACGUCGUUCAGAUUGAGAAUACAGAGAAAGUGACAGAAGCUUCGUCUGUUAGUUCUGAUUUUUCUAAGAAAGUUAGAAGGACACCAGUCCAAGACGAGAUAAGCAAGAAGAUCGCUUCACUCAGAGUCGAUCUACUAACUGUUAUCCAAAAACAAGAAGCUGGACUUGACAGUGACAGUUUAGGCAAUGAAAUUAAAAAAUUGAAAGCAGAAAUUUCGAAAAACAAAGGCAAUCUUGAUUCUCUGAAAAAUAAUGCAAGAAGACAGAAACAGUUUAAAGAUCAGAGGAAAAAUGCAUUGAAGCGAGUAUGCGAAAAUCAUCCAGACAUUGCUGAAAAAACUCUUAAAAUUCAUGAAACUACUGGAAGACCGAGGCUGGAAGUCAAUCAACCUGACUUGAUGAAGACAAUUAUUCAGCUUGCAACAUUUGGAGCAUCUGCUGAAGAAAAGAGUGGGAGCGAAGCUUUAAAUAGUUGUCGUACGUUACCUGAACUCUGUGAAGAGUUGAAAAUAUUCGGCUACAAUAUUUCGAAAAGUGCUGCAUAUUUACGUCUCCUUCCUCGAAAUUCAAAGACAAUUGAAGGAAGGAAACAUGUUAAAAAUAUUAGAUUGCCUGAUCAUGAUUGUGUAGUUGCAGAAAGGCAUACGCUAAUACCAUCAGUAUAUGCAUUAAUUAUUGGUAAACCGAAUGAAAUGGGACGCCCGGAUGCGGUGACUUAUUCAGGUCCAACUUAUAUAGCAAUUCGAAGUGGAAAGCACGCAUUAUCUACGGCCUCAACACACUCAAAAGAUUUUGAACGGCUUCUGAAAUGGACUUAUUUAGUAAAUUAAUGUUGUACCAGCUUGGAUCAAUGA